Messenger RNA from Dicentrarchus labrax (European seabass), 678 nucleotides. Its product is annotated as polyunsaturated fatty acid lipoxygenase ALOX15B-like. Lineage: Eukaryota; Metazoa; Chordata; Actinopteri; Moronidae. Gene Ontology annotation, molecular function: oxidoreductase activity, acting on single donors with incorporation of molecular oxygen, incorporation of two atoms of oxygen; iron ion binding; protein binding. The coding region runs from base 1 to 678 and encodes 225 amino acids. The record is from RefSeq and is a predicted model, not a curated record. The transcript has 5 exons.
AUGGUGGAUUAUGAAGUGAGCAUAUUCACUGGCAAUCGGGCCUUUGCCUACACUUUUAACCAUGUCUACAUUAAGCUGGUGGGCACAGAUGGGGAGAGCGAACGUGAAAGGGCUUUAGCCUUCACAUCUGAAGAAGUGUCUACUUUUACCAUGUCCUGCCCUGCCUCCAUCGGAAAGCUGGUUCUGAUAGAGCUAGACAAACAGCCUCUCUUAAUUUUCCCUCAAGACAAUUGGUUCCCUGCCAAGGUGGAAGUGAAAUCCCCAGAGGGAGACACCUACAACUUUCCCAUCUACUGCUGGAUCACCGACAGUGAGGUGCACCGCUUCAGAGAAGGAACAGCUCUGAGAGUCUUUGAAGACAAACAUGAUCUUGGCAGGUACAGUAGGGAGCAGGAGCUUAAGCAGCGAGGGAAAGACUAUUGCUGGGAUGUGUAUGUAGAGGGAAUACCUCACUGCAUGAAGGCAGAAGACCCAUGUUCUCUGCCUUGUGAGAUCCUCUUCUCCUUCACCAAGGCAGCAGAGUUUGCCUUUACCGCAGUCACAGGGCUGAUUGAGCUUAAAUUGGAGCAUGUGGCUGAUUGCAAGGAGAACUGGACUGAUAUUGAUGAUAUGAAACCGGUGCUCUGCUGCAAACGGAUUGCUAUGUCAAGUACUGAACUGAAUUAUGGUUUUGUGUGA